Scutellospora calospora is the source of this 517-nucleotide messenger RNA. NCBI's taxonomy places the organism in Eukaryota, Fungi, Glomeromycota, Glomeromycetes, Diversisporales, Gigasporaceae. The record is from the annotation of a GenBank genome assembly.
UAAACAAAUAAAUUGCGGUCUUUGUAUAAAAUAUGAUGGUGAAAUAUUAAUUUGUCGUCGUCCUCGUCAAAUUAUUUCUUCACCUUUAUACAAUCUAAACUCUCAUCUCUCUACUCUUGGAUGCACUACCUCUAAUUACGAAUUGUCAAAUUGCGAAUUUUGUUACGGUGACGAUUCAAAAUUUCAAAAACAAGAUAAUAGUGUAGCUGAACAACCAGUAAUGUCGCCCUUGUUAAUAAUGUAUUUUACUAUACCUCCAAUGGUUAAAAAAAUAAUCGAUUAUGAUCAGCAAUGCAAAUGUUAUGUUGUGUCUUCGGAUUUCAGCAAUAAUGAUUAUAUACCCGACCCAGUAAAUUCAAUUUUGAAUAGGCCUAACACGAAAACUGUUCAUUAUGUUAAAUUAUCGCAUACAAAUUCACUUAAUUCACUAAAAAAUACUAAACUGCAAAAGGAAGAUAUUCCAUUAAAUGAUUUACAUAUAUCUACACCAUCGACAAUUGAAAAUAAAGAUCCUUAA